Drosophila biarmipes is the source of this 1992-nucleotide messenger RNA. It is a transcript of the gene Pal2, whose product is annotated as peptidyl-alpha-hydroxyglycine alpha-amidating lyase 2. The record is from RefSeq and is a predicted model, not a curated record. Gene Ontology annotation, biological process: peptide metabolic process. The transcript has 6 exons. NCBI's taxonomy places the organism in Eukaryota, Metazoa, Arthropoda, Insecta, Diptera, Drosophilidae. Gene Ontology annotation, molecular function: protein binding; catalytic activity. Bases 164 to 1390 code for a protein of 408 amino acids. Gene Ontology annotation, cellular component: membrane; extracellular region.
UCGUGUGCGAGUGUGUGUUUGGAGCAGAGUCAGUUAAUCUAUUGCCAGCUCAACAUAUAGACACCGCCAACAGAUGUUGGCAGUGCGGAAAAUCGAGUGAGCGCAGCCAGAAGCCAAAUACCAGUUGUUUUGGUGCCGAAGAAAAUCGCAGGACUUCCAGAAAAUGUCGCGCCUCCUGUUCGCGGCACUGCUGGCCAUCAGCUUGGGCUGUGUGGCGCCCAGCAGCAGCAGCAACCACCUGCCAGCGGGACUGGCCGUGGAUCUGGGCCCAGGGGUGAAUCUCAACGAGCGCUUCUUCGACCAGGUGCGGGCGCUCAUCAAGCGGAGGAUCCAGGAGAAGGCACUGGCCAAGCCGGAGGAGCAGGAGGAGCUGCCUUUGCCCCUGGCGGAUGACGAUGCGCUGGCCCUGCAGAACCAACGCAGCUACGACAACGUGCCCCUUCCGGCCGCCAGUGUGCCCACUCCGGUGCUCGUCGAGAACUGGCCCACCGAGCAGCACAGCUUCGGCCAGGUCACCGCCGUGGCCGUGGAUCCACAGGGAAACCCCGUGGUUUUCCACCGCGCCGAGCGCUACUGGGAUGUAAAUACCUUCAACGAGAGCAAUAUAUACUACCUAAUCGAAUACGGACCCAUUAAGGAAAACACCAUAUAUGUGCUGGAUGCAAAGACGGGUGCUAUAAAGUCUGGUUGGGGCUCGAACAUGUUCUAUAUGCCACACGGAAUGACCAUAGACUUACAUGGGAACUACUGGAUCACAGACGUGGCCAUGCACCAGGCUUUUAAGUUCAAGCCCUUCAGCAACAAGCCGCUGCUCACCAUCGGCAAGCGGUUUAGGCCCGGAUCAUCCGUCAAGCACCUGUGCAAGCCCACUUCCAUUGCAGUGGCCAAAACGGGGGAGUUCUUUAUCGCUGAUGGCUAUUGCAAUAGCCGGAUACUCAAGUUCAAUGCCGCUGGCAAGCUGUUGCGCACGAUUCCCCAGCCACCCGAAUUCCUCUCACUGCAGGUGCCCCAUGCCAUCACCCUGCUGGAACACCUGGACCUCUUGUGCAUCGCCGACAGGGAGAACAUGCGCGUAGUCUGCCCCAAAGCUGGCUUGAUAUCCUCCCACGGCGAGGGCGAACCCGCGGCCACCAUCCAGGAACCGGACUUGGGUCGCGUCUUCGGGGUCGCCAGCUAUGGCGACAUAGUGUUCGCCGUGAAUGGACCCACCUCCAUGCUGCCCGUGCGCGGAUUCACCAUCGAUCCGCGCUCCGAGUCGAUCAUCGGCCACUGGGGUGAGUUCAAGAACCCGCACUCCAUGGCGGUCAGCGUCAACGGGUCGGCGCUGUAUGUGACCGAGAUCGGAACCAACCACCAGACGAAUCGGGUGUGGAAGUACGUGCUGGCCUGAGCCUAAUCCCAGUCCACCCGACUCGCACUGCGCUCCUGCAUAUCCCAAGAUCCCUAGGUACGAUCCCACUCAAUUAGUUAUCAGCAGAAACAGAAGGACACACAGAGCCAGAAUCAGAACAGAUAAUACAGAACCUAAGCAUAAGCAGAGCCCACCCCCAGUACAGUACAGUUUACGUGACUCGUGUCAGAUCAAUAGAGAAUAGUCAGUGCUUAAGUAAUGUACAAGUUAAGUAUGUAAAUUGCUUGAAAACAAUACCACAACAAACAUAACCUCAGACUCUUAUGUUUUGCACUGUAAUGAGCAAACGAAAAACGAAAUUACAAAGCAGCUUAAAUAGUACAUAUACUUAAUUGUAACAGUUAUGCGUAGGCACUAACUAGGCACGAAUGUGAGGAUUGUGGGGACGUGAGCAUGGAUAACCGAUUCCGAUUCCGAUAUCGUCGACAGCGCAGAUAACCGGGGCAACCAGCAGCGCAUAUAAACAUACUUGUGUAUCAUAUUGUAACCUAUAUCAAAUAUAUAAUCGUAUCUUAUCAACUUAUCGUAGCCCAUGUAAAUUAUGAAUGUAAUAAACUGUUGUUGUUGUGACGAACACAGGG